GUAUUCCUUGUGACGAUGCGCGACUCGUUUCUGUGAAAACCUGCGGUGGCUAAGAGUUGUUACAUAUACAGACGCCACAUUCAACAUGGCGGAGGGUGGAUUUGUUCAGGAAGAGUCGUCGGUAGAAAGCGUCAGUCUAUCACUGGAUUCUCUAGUACUAGAAUGUCCUAUCUGUCUGGAACAGUUGCGCCACCCCAAGUCUCUCCCUUGUCUACAUUCAUUUUGUCAGGAAUGCCUGAGUAGUUACAUCACCAAGGAGUUUUCUGGUGAGACAGCAUCGGUUCCUUCUUUCUCCUGUCCUGUUUGCCGUAGGGUCACUGAGCCGGUAAACAUGUCUGAAGACAAGGAAAGUUGGGCCGAGCAGUUUCCUACCAACAAUUUGGCGGUCGAAAUGAUCAGACAUCUACAGAAGACAGGGGAGUCAAUAACUUGCAAACCUUGUGAGAGGAAAGGAAACAACAAGAAAGCGAAGUUCUGGUGUAAAUUAAUCGACACCUACUUCUGUGAAGACUGUAAAAUUGAUAAACAUGAUUUACUGCAUACAGAGUGUGAGCCUGAAAACAUCACAGAGAUAAACAAGUCGGUUAUUAUCCGACGGGAGGCUUCAGUCACUGGGUGUGGAAAACACAAGGAGAAAAUUGAGUAUUUCUGUGAAGAUCAUCAGCUUCUUGGAUGCAGCAAGUGUAUAAUCGUCAAUCACCGGAAGUGUGAGUUGGUGACAUCAGCAGAUGAUUUCCGUGACAAUCUGAUCGAAAGCUGUAAGAUUGAUGACCUUUUGACAGAACUUCAGAAAUGCGUAGACGCCAUGGAGACACUGAUAAACGAUACUGAUGAACAGCUUCUGUCAAUGACACAGGACCAGGAAAUCACACUGCAGUGUCUAACUGAUCUACGUACGAAGAUUAACGAAAGGUUUGAUAUACUUCAGAAAGAACUUACGGAUAGAUUGAUAGCGUCCUUCAAGAAGGAGAAAGAAAACUUGGAUAUAUCAAGGCAGAAGUGCGAACGGCUUAUGUUGGCUAUGCAGAAGACGCUGACAUCAUCCAAGGAUUUCACCUUGAAGGAUGACACCUUGGGGACAAUAAAUCUUUUCCAGAGAGGACAGGUGGAGGUUGCAUCCUGUAAGGAACUAAUACAGGAGUUAGAGAAGUCGUCUAGAACCACCAGUCUGAGACAUGAAUAUGAUACCAACAUACUUGCUGAGGACACGAAGACCAGUCUUAAUAUGGGAAAGAUAGUUGUUUGUCAACUGCAGAGGAGUUUGCCAUCUCAUGUGUAUAGUACCCCAUUGUCUGAACGGCAGUUAAAGAAGUUCAAUAUCAGAGUUCCCUCAGAUGAGAACGACUGUGCAGCAUUGGGUGUUGUUUUCCUGUCCGGUGGACGUAUUGUUGUAAGUGACAAUGCAAAUAGAAAGAUGAAACUGUUUACAGAAAAUGGCGAUUUUCAAUGUGAGAUGGAACUGACUGGAGGCAAUUGUGACCUUUGUCGUGUCGAUAACAGCACUGUGGCAGUGAUGCUGACAAAAGUUAAAACCAUAUGUAUUGUCCAUGUCGGCGAUUCGACCUUGACAUACUCGUCGAAAAUCCGGAUUCCAAAUGUUACAGAAACCUGUCAUAGUGUCACAUCCAACGGCAACUCUUUUGUUGUGGGAACUGUGAAUUCACUCUACAGUAUACCGAAAACCGGAGGCGAGGCUACAAAGAUUCACACAAUCGAGUCAAAAUGUUUAUGCUUUUAUAGAAAUCAGCAAAAUGGACAUGUCUUUGCAAGUAUCGAUACGUCUACCACUGAAGAGGUGGCUGUGAUCCGACUGUCUGAUGGGACUUACAAAGAUGUGUUGAAAGUCGGGGUCGUGAAGGGAACAACAGGAAUAGACGUAGACAGGAAGGGUAACGUAUAUGUGUGUGGACGUAACUCAAAAAACGUCAUACAGAUGUCAGGAGACGGCACUAAUAUUAGGGAACUGCUUACGUCAUCAGAUGGAAUCAAUCGACCAAGGGCGAUAUCUGUGUGGGAUGACAAAAUGGUGAUAACAGAAUCUAAACUGUCAGAUCAACGAAACUAUGUACACCUGUACAAGAUCGUGUGAAGUGAUACGGAUGAUGAAUGAUUCUCCAUAUGUUAUUGGAAAAUAGAUAAAAUGGGUGAUAUAGAAUUAUAGGCGCUAUCAUAUGUUGGUUAAGAAUUUCAACAUUUUUGUUUCAACUUUCAUCAAUCUUGUUCGUUCCUUUUUUAGGUCACCUGAGACAAAGUCUCAAGUGACCUAUUCUAAUCCCCUUUUGUCCGUCGU
This is a messenger RNA of Pecten maximus, 2290 nucleotides long. RefSeq names its product E3 ubiquitin-protein ligase TRIM56-like. NCBI's taxonomy places the organism in Eukaryota, Metazoa, Mollusca, Bivalvia, Pectinida, Pectinidae. The record is from RefSeq and is a predicted model, not a curated record. Gene Ontology annotation, cellular component: chromatin; nucleoplasm. Bases 86 to 2089 code for a protein of 667 amino acids. The transcript has 2 exons. Gene Ontology annotation, biological process: positive regulation of DNA-templated transcription. Gene Ontology annotation, molecular function: ubiquitin-protein transferase activity.